CAGUUGCACCCCUCCCGUGUCUGUCGACGUUAGGUCCUCCUCCAGCUACUUUAAACUGCUUCCACUGCCUAACAAACCAUAUUUUUAGGGGGUUUGGUCAUAAGCACCUUGUCCACAGAGUUUGCCGUCUGCCAUUGAUCUUCGGAGGAUAUUUCUUUUCAUGUCGGUGUGUUUGGAGCCGAAACCGAACACAAACAGAGCUGUAUAUUAGGCUACUUCGGUGGGGGGGAAAACGGAGGAGGGCAUCCGGGCCUGGCAGCUCCGGAGAAUCGGCUUGAAACGACGGAAUUCACCAUUUUCAGGCUGAACUCUGCUCUGCUAUGGAAAAAAUGAAGAGGAUAAAGAAGCGUCUUUCGUUAACACUCCGCCCCAGCCAGACCAUCGAUGAGUCUCUCUCUGAACUGGCCGAGCAGAUGACCAUUGAAGACGGUGGCACCAAGGACAACGAGCCCUUCAUGAGGAACGGCCGGCCCCCCACCUCCCACAGCAUGCAUUCCUUUCUGCACCAGUACACGGGUUCCUUCAAGAAGCCACCUCUGCGCCGGCCACACAGCGUCAUCGGCGGCACCCUCGGGUCCUUCAUGGCCAUGCCGCGCAACGGCAGCCGUCUGGACAUCGUUCAUGAGAAUCUGAAGAUGGGCUCAGACGGGGAGAGUGAUCAGGCAUCAGGAACGUCCUCAGAUGAGGUUCAGUCUCCAACCGGCGUCUGUCUGAGGAACAGGAUCCACAGGCGGAUUUCCAUGGAGGACCUCAACAAGCGCCUGUCCCUGCCUGCUGACAUCCGAAUCCCCGACGGUUACCUGGAGAAGUUGCAGCUCAGCAGCCCGCCCUUCGACCAGCCGCUUAGCCGUCGUUCCCGUCGAGCCUCGCUGUCUGAAAUCGGUUUUGGGAAGUUAGAGACGUACAUCAAGCUGGACAAACUGGGAGAGGGAACGUAUGCCACAGUGUUCAAAGGGCGCAGUAAGCUAACGGACAACCUGGUGGCGCUGAAGGAGAUCCGGCUGGAGCACGAGGAAGGAGCUCCGUGCACGGCCAUCAGAGAAGUGUCGUUACUGAAGGACCUGAAACAUGCCAACAUUGUGACGUUACACGACAUCGUCCACACUGACAAAAGCCUCACACUCGUCUUUGAGUACCUGGAUAAAGAUCUAAAGCAGUACAUGGAUGACUGUGGAAACAUAAUGAGCAUGCACAAUGUGAAGAUCUUCCUGUUCCAGAUUUUGCGAGGGCUUUCUUAUUGUCAUAAGAGGAAAGUUCUCCACAGGGACCUGAAGCCACAGAAUCUCCUUAUUAAUGAGAAAGGGGAGCUCAAACUAGCUGAUUUUGGUCUGGCGAGAGCCAAGUCUGUCCCGACUAAAACAUACUCCAACGAGGUGGUGACGCUUUGGUAUCGGCCUCCUGACGUUCUCCUGGGAUCUUCAGAGUACUCGACACAGAUCGAUAUGUGGGGCGUUGGGUGUAUAUUCUAUGAGAUGGCUGCAGGUCGGCCUUUGUUUCCGGGUUCCACCGUCGAGGAUGAGCUCCACCUCAUUUUCAGGCUAUUGGGCACACCCACAGAGGAAAACUGGUCAGGAAUCUCCACCAUUGAAGAGUUUAAAUCCUACAACUUUCCCAAAUACAAACCGCAGCCGUUAAUCAACCAUGCUCCCAGGCUUGAUGGCGAAGGCAUCGAACUGCUGCUGGCUUUUCUCAAAUACGAAUCCAAGGCGAGGAUUUCAGCUGAUGAGGCGAUGAAACAUUCCUACUUCAGACAGCUUGGGAUGAGAGUCUACACACUGCCUGAGAGUAUAUCAAUAUUCACAUUAAAAGAAGUGCAGCUGCAAAGAGACCCUGGUUACAGAAACUCCUCGUAUCCAGAGUCAGGUAACAGCAAGAUCAACAGAAGGCAAAGCAUGCUUUUCUAAUAUUUCCUGAAGAGGAUGGUCUUCAUCAACACUUCCCAGCAACCUCUCGCAUGAGCCCAUCUCCUGUUGGAGUGACCCACCCCAGUCAUUUACUCACACACACACACACACACAUUAACACAAACACACACAUCCUCUUGAGUGAGUGACUGAGUUGUAUUUGUUUAGAGACAAUUUAUUUAUUGAAGAGUCAAGUAAAAUUUUUUUGCUGCUAAACUACUACUGUCUGUUUGUAACACACCGUGCGUGCGCGUGUAAAUGUGUGUGUAUAUAUAUGUGUAUGGUUGUGCACAUGAUGUGAACUCGAGACGCCAUGCACAUACGAGCAGUCAGUAACGUUACUGUUGUUUUUUUCCUGACGAUGAUUCUCGGGCUUCUUUUGAGUUAAAUUCAACUGAUGAUGUCGACGCUGUGAUCCAAUUUGUUGUUCUCAUUGUUAUGCUCGGAGACUGAUAGUUUCAGUUUCUUUAGACUUUUUAAGAAGUAUGUAUAUCUAUACAUAAAUAUAUAUAUAUAUAUUUGGAGAUUACUUUCCUUUACGUUUCACUUACUGAACUCUACAACAUUUCCAGAUUUAGAAAAUUUGCAGCUUGAGAUGGUGUUAUUGGAGAGUUCCUUUGGAUUUCUUUUUUCCUAAAACAUUUCAGAUGAACUUUGUUUUCCGUUGGCCCCACUGCUCUCAAACCAGAGCAUGAUUGCGAGUGGACUGGCAUCAAGGGUGUAAAGAAGCAAACAAGGUCCGGUCAACAUAAGAACGUGCAACAGUUUGGUUUUUGUGUUCUUUUAAACCAUCCUGGCUAAAUAACAGGACCAAAACAGAGGUGUGUGUGUGGGGACGCAAAGUUGGGAAGACUAGCAUUCAGUACAUAUGAAAGACAGGAAUGCUGGAGUUCGAAAGGAAGUCACAUGACGUCCCACAGGAAGCCAUCAAGAACUCCCUAAAACCCCCAAAACUGCCAGGACAUCAGUUCUUUACAGAAAAAAGUAAAGAAAAAGCAAAAAAAAAAAAAGAAAAUUUCAAUUCCUGCUCCCUCUGCAUUUGAAGAUCUCUGCAACAACUGUUUGAACUUGCACUCCAGUGUGUUACUUUUUUUUUUUUUUUUAAAUUGGGGACACAUGCCUUAACAUGGCUGUGUUUACCCAACAGUAUUAAGAUGUGUUCUCUGUGUCUGUGACUUUUGACCUCUCCUUGUCAAACAACUAUGUCAUGUGGCAUGUAUUUCGAAGGUGGGGCGGAAGGGAUGUUUCGGAAGUGUUCAAGAGCAACAAUGGUUAUUUUCCACUUGGUCUCGGACCACUGCUCUUCAUUGUUUGUACAAAAAAAAGAGGAAAUUUCAAAUUGAAAUUUUAGAUUUCAGUGCCCGCUGUGUUUGCAACUGACAGUGAUGCUACAGAUGAUAAAACUUUUUGAAUGUUUUACUGAAGCACAAAGAUGACCCCUCAUAAUCCCUAUAACGGACAUCUACUGGUGUACAUUGCAUUCCUGGCUUCAGUUUCACUUGUGUUUGUACUUUUCUUUCUGCUGUGGACCGAUGUAGUUGCAGAUGUGUUUCAGCAGGUGUGUGAUAGCAAAAUGAUUGUGGUUGCUGAGAGAUUUUGUUUGGAACAAUGAAAGGGGAGAAUUUUUCCAGAAAACUAAUAUUGCUCAAAUCUAACUGCCACCAAUUGUGCAAGACAAAGUUAUGCUAAGUUUAGCUAAAUUAAAUCAUGCAAAGCCUUUGCUAAGCUAGCCAUGCUAACUUCCCUUCUUUAUUUAAGGUUUAGCUUGCCUAAAUCAAGCAAAGCCUCGGCUAAGCUAGCCAGCUGUUAGCUACAGCUAAAUGUACAGUACAGGCACUAGUGUUAUUUGUGAGCAGUUGUUCAAAUUUUGGUUAAUUAACAGGUUAACUUGGCAAAGAUCUAAGCAAAAUACUUUUUUUUUUCUUUCCUCAGAGUGGGAACAUACAUUUAUACAUCUGGUGAAGCAGGGUCCAAGUUUCUUAAUGAGCUGAUUUUAGUGACUUUAGAUGCUGUACAGAACAUCACAAAGAAGCAUAUGAGUGGCAUAAAGUCUAAAAGUAAUUAAGAAUGAAUCCUGAAAUGUCAAACAAUUUUUUUUAAAGAUUGAUAGUGAAAUCACACUUAAGUGGCUGUCUCUCGGCAUCAUAGUACAACUUCAUUUGAUGCAAAAUUUAACAGUCACAAAGGUAGAAAGCAGUUUUUGUACUUACUGGGGGAAAAUUGAGCUGAGUGCAGUGCAGGAGCUUGUGUGUUAAAAGAAAAAAAGAAAUGCCAGGAGUGCUUUGAACAUUAAAUGGUAAAAAUGUAAGUUAUAAGAGGAUCUAAGGGAGGUUUUCUUGUUGCUGCAAGCAUGAAAAUGGCAAAUGUAUUGUCUGUUAGGAAGACAAAAGGAUUUGUCUGUUUCAACUUACUGAUUAGAUGCUAGAAAAGUGCUGGAAGCACAAUUAAAACUUGAUAACCUAAUAUUUAAGACCAUUAAUGGAAUAACAUUAAGAGUAAAUACAGAUUGCAGUUAAUUGUUAAAUAGUUCUGGAAAGAUACUCCAUUUUUUUGUCAGUUAAAGAUGAGUAUCUUCUGUGUAAGUUGUUCUCCAUUAAGCUCUUAAUAUGAUUGAAUUAAAUUGUGCUAACAAAACUGUAGCUGUAAGCAGGAAAAGUCAUUAUAAUAAUGGUAAAUGUCCUGUAUUAUAUUGUCCUAUAAUUCUAAAAGUUGGCAUAAUUUACUGUAUCUUCAUUUCCACCUGAAAAACUGAGUUGUAAACAUUAUAAAUUCCCAGAAAAAACGGGGAUUAUCUCACUGUAAACUGCAAACUGUGUUUCUGCUGAUAGGACUUUUUGUACAUGAACCACAGUAACAUGCAUGAAAGGAGAUUUCUAAAACAGUUUAAUAUUUAUCAUUGUAAAAUCUGUACUUUUUCAAAUGUAUGAUUGAGCUAAUUUUAUGUAAACAUGUUUAAGUGUGUGCGAGAGUGGGUAUGUGUGUGCGCCUGAUGCAUGGAAGGCCUGCUGUUUUGUGAACUCGACCUCUCUGAAACACUGAGCUGCCAGUGAACAGUUGGUGUGUGACUCUUUUUACUGGAACUAUUUAUUUCUCAUAACCAUUGGAAGUAAAUUUAAAUCGUUUCAUAAA
This is a messenger RNA of Melanotaenia boesemani (Boeseman's rainbowfish), 5033 nucleotides long. RefSeq names its product cyclin-dependent kinase 17 (gene cdk17). Bases 321 to 1904 code for a protein of 527 amino acids. Lineage: Eukaryota; Metazoa; Chordata; Actinopteri; Atheriniformes; Melanotaeniidae. The record is from RefSeq and is a predicted model, not a curated record. The transcript has 17 exons. Gene Ontology annotation, molecular function: protein kinase activity; ATP binding. Gene Ontology annotation, biological process: protein phosphorylation. Gene Ontology annotation, cellular component: cytoplasm; nucleus.